Molecule: messenger RNA, 1413 nt
Organism: Closterium sp. Naga37s-1
Lineage: Eukaryota; Viridiplantae; Streptophyta; Zygnematophyceae; Desmidiales; Closteriaceae
Source: the annotation of a GenBank genome assembly
AUGGCCACGCUUCUGCGUCGGGUCGCGGGCGAUUUUAGACGGAGUAGUGGCGCGUCUGGCGCCGUGAAUCGCGCUGCCGGGUCGUUCCAGAGCGGGUUUGCCGCGCAUCCACGCAGUCUCAUCGAUGUCCUCGCGCUUCGAUGGGCCAGCACACUAGUGGUGGCGGAGCACACGGGGAGGGGAGCGGGGGGCUCUGCCGCAGCCCUAAAGCCGCCCACGCUCUCCGCGGUGGCGGCUGCGCGGAAGCUGGGCGGGCCAGUGGCAGUGCUGGUGGCGGGCAGUGGCGACGCGGUUGCUGACGUGGCAGCUGCUGUGGCGAAGAUCGAAGGGGUGGAUGAGGUUAUUACAACAGAGAGCCCCGCCCUGGACCACGCCCUGCCCGAGCCGCUGGCAGCGCUACUGACAAACCUCGCCGCCCAGCGGUCUUUCUCGCACGUCCUUGCCGCAUCGUCCACCUUCUCCCGGAACGUGCUGCCACGUGUCGCCGCGCUAUUGGACGCUGCGAUGGUGUCUGACGUGGUUGAAAUCGUGGAUGAGACGACAUUUGUGCGUCCAAUCUAUGCAGGGAAUGCUCUAGCCACGGUUCGCUGCUCUACCCCCUCCCCCGCCGUCCCAACACUCCUCACAGUGCGCGCCACCUCCUUCCCUGCUGCCUCCUCCGCUGCUGCCUCUGCUCCCAAAACCACACCUUUCGACUUCCAAGCUAUGCCGCAGGUACGCUCUAUGCACACACAGUUCGCUGCUCCACCCCCUCCCCCACAGUCCCAACCCGCAGUGCGCACCACCUCCUUCCCUGCCACCUCCUUCCUUGCCACCUCCUUCCCUGCCACCUCCUUCCUUGCCACCUCCUUCCCUGCCACCUCCUUCCCUGCCACCUCCUUCCCUGCCACCUCCUUCCCUGCCACCUCCUCCUUCACACUGUUUGACUUGCAAGGUAAGUUCUUUCUAGAUAGGCACGGUUCGUUGCCUCAUCCUCUCUGCCUCCAUCCCAAUGCUCCUCCCCUCUGCCUCCAUCCCAAUGCUCCUCCCCUCUGCCUCCAUCCCAAUGCUCCUCCCCUCUGCCUCCAUCCCAAUGCCCAUCCCCUCUGCCUCCAUCCCAAUGCUCCUCCCCUCUGCCUCCAUCCCAAUGCUCCUCCCCUCUGCCUCCAUCCCAAUGCCCAUCCCCUCUCUGUCCUGACUCCCCACCGCCCUUCCCUGCCUCCACCCCCCCUCCUCUUUCUUCCUCCCCUUUCUUCCCCCUUUCUCCCUCCCUUUUUCCUCCCCUUUUCCCCCUUCUUCCCCCCUUCUUCCCCCGUCCUUCCCCCCUUCUUCCCCCUUUUUUCCCCCGUUCUUCCCUCCAUAAUCCCAGCCCCCGCAGCGGAUUGUUUUAGCCGAAAAUUCCUCCUGGGUCGGGCAGGAGUUGCGGGCAGCUGA